AUGUCGCGCCCUAGUCCCGCGAAAGACAGUACACGUUGCCACCACCGCGCCAGCGCCGCAUGGGCGAAUCCGCAAAAUUCCCCACCGCGACGCAACAGGUACGAGCGGGGACACGAGGUUCCGCCAUUAGAGUCCUGGUUGCACCGUGACACACUCAACAUCGUCUCCGGAGAAACUCCCGGUGAGAAUCGUCCGGAAGAAUCCAGCAUCACCCCAAUCAAUGGAGAAAUCGGCUCAACGCGACUCUCCAGAGAUGUUUGUACACUUGUAGAGAGUGAUGAGUGUGCUGCAUCACAAGUAUUCGACGCAGAUAUUGGCCUAAUAUUUUUGAUGCCAGUUUCAACCAUAGAGUCAUUACUCUCCUCAUUAACCUCAGGUACUGACUGUAAAGGGAUUGAUAUAUUCAGCAUUAAUGCAGCACCCUUCUUGGAGGGAUGGGGCUCGUGGAUGCCAGCAGAGUCCGAGGUGUGGGAUUCAGUAUCUGAUCGUUUUUUGUAUAAUCGCUGAAGCCUUCUAC
This is a messenger RNA of Diachasmimorpha longicaudata, 517 nucleotides long. RefSeq lists its product as uncharacterized. NCBI's taxonomy places the organism in Eukaryota, Metazoa, Arthropoda, Insecta, Hymenoptera, Braconidae. The transcript has 2 exons. Bases 1 to 507 code for a protein of 168 amino acids. The record is from RefSeq and is a predicted model, not a curated record.